This is a messenger RNA of Tauraco erythrolophus (red-crested turaco), 2653 nucleotides long. NCBI's taxonomy places the organism in Eukaryota, Metazoa, Chordata, Aves, Musophagiformes, Musophagidae. The record is from RefSeq and is a predicted model, not a curated record.
AAAACACUGAAAGAAUAUCUCUCCAGCUUCACUUAGCUUUAACUUCAAAUGCAUCAUGGGUCCAGUGUCCUAGUCAUUUAGAGCUUAUGAAUCAGUGUCGACACAUAAAUAUUCGUGUGGAUCCGCGUGGCCUGAGAGAAGGACUACAUUAUACAGAGGUGUGUGGAUAUGAUAUAGCAAUGCCUAAUGCAGGCCCUCUGUUCAGAGUUCCAAUAACUGUUGUUAUACCGACAAGAGUAGAUGAAUCAUCAAGUUAUGACCUGACAUACACAGAUGUUCAUUUUAAACCUGGUCAAAUCCGAAGGCAUUUCAUUGAUGUUCCACAGGGAGCUACAUGGGCUGAAGUGACAGUAUGUUCAUGUUCAUCUGAUGUGACUGCCAAGUUUGUGCUUCAUGCUGUUCAGCUAGUGAAACAAAAAGCAUAUAGAAGUCAUGAGUUCUACAAAUUUUCAUCCUUACCAGAAAAAGGAUCAGUGACUGAAGCAUUUCCUGUCUUAGCUGGAAAAACCAUUGAAUUUUGUGUGGCUCGGUGGUGGGCAAGCCUUAGCGAUGUUAGCAUUAAUUAUACAAUUUCUUUCCAUGGUGUGCUUUGUGCUACUCCUCAGCUAAACAUGCACGCUUCAGAAGGCAUCGUACGAUUUGAUGUUCAGUCCCUGUUGAAGUAUGAAGACAUUGCUCCAUGCAUAAAUCUGAAAAGCUGGGUUCAAACGCUCAGACCAGUGAGUGCAAAAAUAAAACCUUUGGGGUCCAGAGAUAUUUUACCAAAUAAUCGUCAACUGUAUGAGAUGAUUUUGACCUAUAACUUCCAUCAGCCUAAGAGUGGAGAAGUAACUCCAAGCUGUCCGCUUCUUUGUGAAUUGUUGUACGAAUCUGAAUUUGAUAGUCAACUGUGGAUUAUUUUUGACCAGAACAAAAGACAAAUGGGUUCAGGAGAUGCCUAUCCACACCAGUAUUCUGUGAAACUGGAAAAAGGAGAUUACACUAUUCGUUUACAAAUUCGUCAUGAACAGAACAGUGAGCUGGAUCGCAUCAAAGACCUUCCAUUUAUUGUUUCUCACAGGUUAUCUAGUACCUUGAGCUUAGAUAUUUAUGAAAACCAUAGCCUUGCUCUCUUAGGGAAGAAGAAAUCCAACAGUUUGACAUUACCACCAAAACACAGUCAGCCAUUCUUUGUUACAUCUCUGCCCGAUGACAAAAUACCUAAAGGAGCAGGACCAGGAUGUUAUCUUGCAGGGGCUCUUACGCUGUCUAAAACAGAACUUGGAAAGAAAGCUGGGCAGUCUGCAGCAAAGCGACAAGGAAAAUUUAAAAAGGAUGUCCUUACUGUUCACUAUCAUCUGAUACCAUCACCAUCAAAGAGUAAAAAUGGCAGCAAAGAGAAAGAAAGAGAACAGGAAAAAGAAAAAGAUGCAAAAGAAGAAUUUGCUGAAGCUUUAAGAGAUCUAAAAAUACAGUGGAUGACCAAGCUGGAUACCACUGACAUGUAUAAUGAGUUGAAAGAAGCGUUUCCUAAUCAUCUUCCAUUGUAUGUUGCAAGACUUCAUCAACUGGAUUCUGAAAAGGAACGAAUGAAAAGACUUGAUGAAAUUGUUGAAGCUGCAAAUACUGUAAUCUCUCAUAUUGAUCAGACAGCACUAGCAGUAUAUUUUGCCAUGAAGACUGAUCCCAGGCCUGAUGCAACUACUAUAAAAAAUGAAAUGGAAAAACAGAAGACUACUUUAGUGGAUGCACUUUGUCGAAAAGGAAGUGCACUGGCUGACCAACUUCUUCAUCGGCAGGCCCAAGAAGGGGCUGCUUCCAGUGAUGCAGAAGGCAAAGAUGAGGAUCAUGAGAGCUGCUCAGAAGCUUUAACAGAGACAUUCUGGGAAACAACAAAAUGGACUGAUCUUUUUGACAGCAAGGUUUUGACUUUUGCCUAUAAGCAUGCAUUGGUUAAUAAAAUGUAUGGGAGAGGUCUCAAGUUUGCCACAAAACUUGCAGAAGAGAAGCCAACGAAGGACAACUUGAAAAACUGCAUUCAGCUAAUGAAGCUGCUUGGAUGGACUCAUUGUGCAACUUUCACUGAAAAUUGGCUUCCUGUCAUGUAUCCACCUGAUUAUUGUGUAUUCUAGAAAAACAGUAAUUGUAAACUUAAACUGAUUUUAUAUGGAGCAGGAUAUGAAAAGAUAAGUUUGACUUUUUAUUGGAACGCAUGUUUUCAUUACUGAAUGCUGAUUAUUAAAUUGUGUGUAUUUAUCAGUAAAGGCACCUGGGUACAGCUUAAUACCUGUUAACCUUACUCCUGUCAUCAGGGAGUUUCCUUAUUGUGCAUCCCAUUGCUGGCAAUGGAUGUGCCAGAACUGCCAACAGCAAGGAUUUGGAAUUAGGCUGGAAAGGCUUAUUGCAUGCAUGUUAGGUUCUUAAAUGUUACUUUUAACUGCAAACCUGUAAAAGCUCUGUAUUUUUUACAGUAAACUGAAUUUUAACAAGUUUGAUCUUAAUUUCAAUUGUAUGAAGGCCUUAAAGCUACUACAAGAGUAGCUAAAAUCUUAUUUAUUAGACUAAAGUAACGGGGCGUCAUUACCUGUAUUGUUUGCAAGAGUUUACAUAUAAAUUUUUUUUAAGAAAAAUUCAACCUCUCCAACAGUUACAGUGUGUAACUCAAAAUUGCUGA